CUUUUCAGAAAGAUUUUGUGUCGUGUAUGAUUUUUGGUGCAGUUUCGAGCUGACAGCUACAGACAUUUCAGUUAUGAACUUAAGCCGUAUAAAUUUAGAAAGUCCAGUAAAUAUAUUCGCGGUAGCAAUAUUGGUCAAAGAUGUCCCCGAGAAAGCUGCAGUAUUUCGCAAACAUCGAAUAAACAAGUUUUAUACUCUCUAAUUCGCUUUUUAAUGUGAUUGUACUCAGUACACGUUGCCCAUUGGUUACUAUUAUUUGAUGAUUAAAACUGAUUCAUAGAAGGUUUUCAAAUCUUAACACUCCCCUCGAACAUUUUGGAUUUUCAAUUGACGCUCAUUCUGUAAUAUCAUAAAAUAAUUUCGCGUGUGUUUAAGACUUCAAAUAUAAUUGCUUAUCGUUUGCAGUAAUUUCAUUGCUUGCCGUAAUUAUAGUGUUUUGGCAAUAUGCGUUCAUAUGUCGAAAUACCUGUAGGUUCAAGCUAGUCAACAUGGUAUGAAAAUGUUCAUUUAUUGGUUAAUGUGGCAAAAACUUGUAGCUUAUUCCGUUGUAGUUGCAUAUUAUCAAGCUCGUGAGUUCCUUACAACUUAACUGUUCCGCAUUUUUUAACAUGCAUUUCGAACGUGGAUAAAUUAAUUUUAUAUGUAGGUCUAACCGUGAUAGAACUUUAUCUAAAAGAAUGACAGAUAGCUGAGGUAAGGACUGCCUGACAGAUAUUGGGCCCAAUACAAUUAGGAGAAGAUUGGUCAUAAUUAACGUUUGAUUGGGUUUGCCUAAAUCACGUGAAUCAAAAAGACUGUUUGCUUCUUGAACAGGGAUAUUAACAGCUCCCUCCCCCAUCCUGACCCAGCUGUGGUAGUCAGAAUUUGCUCUGAAUGAGAGGAAGAUGCAGUUGAAGAAGAAACAUAUUAUUAUUGGAUGGACAUAAUGGAGUGGACACCAUUAAUGCACGCUGCUAGAAAUGGUGAAGUGGAAACAGUUCAGAAACUCUUGAAAUCUAAAGAAAAAAUUCAUUUAAAAAAUAUGAUGGGAGCCACAGCACUGAUGCUAGCAACAUCAUGUGGACACUAUUCUGUUGUGAGACUGAUUCUGGCAUAUGGUGCACUCGUUGACAGUACAAAUGUGUUCUGCCAGUCAGCUAUUGAUAUAGCUGAAUCAAAGCAGUAUAAUGAUCUUGUAGAACUCUUGAAAACGAAAGUAGCACAUGAUAGCAAAAAGUUUCGUCCCAACUUCUUGAUGCCUUUAGAAAUUCCAAAAAUGGAUUAUAGAGUCAAAGAAUUAGAUACAGUUUCAGGUGCCACAGAUAUCCUUUCUAAGACAGCUGCUUCUCCUACAGCUAACAGGUUCAAUUUUGCAACAGAGGAAUUGUUGUCUCCUCAGACUACAUAUAUGCCAGAAGUACCAGACACCGGUUAUUUGUCACCUAUGACUUCGCUGCAAAUGUGUGGCUGUGAAACUUAUAGUCCUGGUGACUCCAUCUUUCUUUCUGAAAAUCAAGCCUGCAAGAAAACAGAUGACAAAACGAAACAAAUUGUUUCUCAGCCUGGUAAGACAGUGGAAAUGGAGCGUUCGUCAAAUGAUAUGCGUUAUUAUCUCAGUCCACACAAUUAUCAUUUCCCAAAAAAGUUUGAGGUUCCAAAAAAGCAAGAAUUUUCAAGAAACAUUGAGAAAAGCAUUCAGGAAGAAAAGUUUCAAGAUAAUUUUGAACUAACUUAUAACAAAAUGUUUCAAUAUGACACGUGCAGUCAGCCCAGUUCCCCAUAUUCUCCUUCACCAAAUUCUCUUUCACCAACAUCAAGAAAUGUAUUCUCACAUAGUGACCCUUCUGUAAUUCAUGAACUGAAUGGUGGAACUGAGAGACAGAAACGUAAAAAGAAAGCCUUUUGGCAUGUUAUAAGGAGAAGGGUGCGCAGUCUUGCACAUGAUAAAAAUGGAUAUCAUUUUUACCAUCCUUACUGUGAUUCUGCUGUUUCUAAAAAAAACACAAUAUCAUCUCCUCGCAUUUGGAUAGACGAUAAUCUGAAAUUCAAGUCUACUGAGGCAAAUCCAGAGGAAGAAAAGGAGGAGUCUACUUGUAAAAUGGUAGUAUCUCCACUUUCUUCCAAUGUGGAAUCUGAAAAAAGCUAUAAAAAUACACCCAUAUCUGUUCAGAAAGAAAGGCCGGUUAAAAGCGAGUUUAAGGAGUUCCUUUGUGCAAAUGGGCUUCAUCAUUUUAUUGACAUACUUUUUGAACAUGAGCUUGAUUUGGAGACAUUCUUUGAACUAUGUGACAUGGACCUUAGAGAAAUUGGAAUAACCAGCAGAGAGGACCGCAGGAAGAUUCUGAACGUUAUUGCUUCCCAAAGCCAUUACUGUACUUGACUUCUGUGAAUAGAUUUGUGUAAAAUAUUUAUUGCAUAACUCUGGACAAGGCAUAGUCCUUUGUGUGUGUGUGUGUGUGUGUGUGUGUGUGUGUGUGUGUGUGUGUUUGUUUGUUUUACUUGUUGUGUUGUAUAUUUGAUUUAAUUUGUAGAUGGCGAUUGACUAUAAUGUAAUUAAAAAAUGGACAGUAGCAAAAAUAUAUAAUUUAAAACUACUAAUUAAAAACUCAGUAAAUUGUGGAUAAAUUU
Messenger RNA from Schistocerca piceifrons (Central American locust), 2607 nucleotides. RefSeq lists its product as uncharacterized. NCBI's taxonomy places the organism in Eukaryota, Metazoa, Arthropoda, Insecta, Orthoptera, Acrididae. The record is from RefSeq and is a predicted model, not a curated record. Bases 917 to 2359 code for a protein of 480 amino acids. Gene Ontology annotation, molecular function: protein binding. The transcript has 6 exons.